Messenger RNA from Salmo salar (Atlantic salmon), 993 nucleotides. NCBI's taxonomy places the organism in Eukaryota, Metazoa, Chordata, Actinopteri, Salmoniformes, Salmonidae. The record is from RefSeq and is a predicted model, not a curated record.
AUGACCUCUGAGAAAUUGAAGAUGGACCACAGGAAGAGGAACGCACCCACAGGACUGAAAAACCCACCACCUGCCCAGUCCCCAGACCCUGUCACACUGCUCCAGACCCCAGACCCUGACACACUGCUCCAGACCCCAGACCCCAGACCCUGUCACACUGCUCCAGUCCCCAGACCCCAGACCCUGUCACACUGCUCCAGUCCCCAGAACCUGUCACACUGCUCCAGACCCCAGACCCUGUCACACUGCUCCAGACCCCAGACCCCAGACCCUGUCACACUGCUCCAGACCCCAGACCCUGACACACUGCUCCAGUCCCCAGACCCUUCCCCAGACCCUGUCACACUGCUCCAGACCCCAGACCCUGUCACACUGCUCCAGUCCCCAGACCCUGUCACACUGCUCCAGUCCCCAGAACCUGUCACACUGCUCCAGACCCCAGACCCCAGAACCUGUCACACUACUCCAGUCCCCAGAACCUGUCACACUGCUCCAGACCCCAGACCCCAGAACCUGUCACACUGCUCCAGACCCCAGACCCCAGACCCUUCCCCAGUCCCCAGACCCUGUCACACUACUCCAGACCCCAGUCCCCAGACCCUGUCACACUGCUCCAGUCCCCAGACCCUGUCACACUGCUCCAGUCUCCAGACCCCAGACCCUGUCACACUGCUCCAGUCCCCAGACCCCAGACCCUGUCACACUGCUCCAGUCCCCAGACCCCAGACCCUGUCACACUGCUCCAGUCCCCAGAACCUGUCAUAUUGCUCCAGACCCCAGACCCCAGACCCUGUCACAAUGCUCCAGUCCCCAGACCCUGUCACACUGCUCCAGUCCCCAGACCCUGUUACACUGCUCCAGUCCCCAGACCCCAGACCCUGUCACACUGCUCCAGACCCCAGACCCCAGACCCUGUCACACUGCUCCAGUCCUGGAGGCGCCAUGUAUGGUGGAGUCCAGCCUGGCUCAGUCAGCAACAUCACUGGACCAUGA